AUGACAUAUGCAAACAGCACGGCCGCGCUGCGCCGCCUCGCGACGCACGCAGGAGCUCUUAUCGUCCUGGCUGGCCAGACAGAUGACGCUAUUAGAGCGCGCGCCAGAAGGGCCCGGCUCCUCGACCACGACGGCGGCGGCGGCGUCAGAGACUGCGUCGGCGUCAGCGGCGCCAGCGCGGCACCGGGCGCGGGCGCGCGCACGGGGCGACGAGAAAAGGCUUCACCAACCGCCCGGCAACUCGGGACGGCGCGGCGAGGCGGCCGCCGCCACCGCCCCGCCGCGCCGCGCCGCGCCGCCUCAACCGCCGCCGCCGCCGCUUUCGGCGACCAGAUGAACGACAAAACGCGGCGCCGCGCCCCAGCCACGCCCCCCCGACGCCCAGCGCCGGCGCCACGGCGUCGGCUACGCGGCGACACACGCCCCGCGCGCCCGCAAGGAAUGAAAACGGCGGCGCUGAAGUUUCAGAAGCCAUAAGUAAAAAUAAUUCUUAUAAGCAAGUUAAAAUAUCGCAAAAGUGAUCGCUUUGAUUUAUAUACGUUUUACUACCUUCACCUCCAAAUGAACAUUUUUGGAAAAAAUAAUUGUUCCAAAUGAAAAUCAACUUUUUUAAAUUUUGAAUAUGUGUAAUUAUCUGUAAUAAAAAUGUUCAAAAUAAAUAGUUAUAAAUGCAG
This is a messenger RNA of Gryllus bimaculatus (two-spotted cricket), 674 nucleotides long. Lineage: Eukaryota; Metazoa; Arthropoda; Insecta; Orthoptera; Gryllidae. The record is from the annotation of a GenBank genome assembly.